This is a messenger RNA of Aspergillus uvarum CBS 121591, 2068 nucleotides long. RefSeq names its product Zn(II)2Cys6 transcription factor. Gene Ontology annotation, molecular function: zinc ion binding; DNA-binding transcription factor activity, RNA polymerase II-specific. The record is from RefSeq and is a predicted model, not a curated record. Lineage: Eukaryota; Fungi; Ascomycota; Eurotiomycetes; Eurotiales; Aspergillaceae. Gene Ontology annotation, biological process: regulation of DNA-templated transcription. The coding region runs from base 257 to 1759 and encodes 500 amino acids. The transcript is spliced from 4 exons.
UUUCUAAUCCUUACAAACCACUUGCAUGACAUUGGCGCCACUACUCGGAUACACCAUGGCCUAUGAGGCAGAGAUCCUCAGUUGACCAAGCCGGGUGUUCUUUUCCUCCAAGUCUUGCUGAAGCGGGGGCAAGCGUCCUAAGUAAGCAGAGGCCUCGGCAUCCGCUUGGCGACCCUUUCCCUUACACAACAGUCUCUUCUCUCCGGUGGCACAAUCUCGAGGGAAACACAUCUAAUCUCAACUGCAUGACACCACGAUGUCGCGAACACUUCGUCGCUCCUGUACAGCCUGCUACAAGUACAAACAUAGCUGCGAUCUCCGCACUCCGCGUUGCUCGCGCUGCAUCAAGCGCAACGUUCCGUGCGUCUACGCCAAUCAACCCUUGACAGUACCGGAGGAUAGCGGAUCGACGAUAGCGCCCAAUUACUCGACUGCUUUGAACAGCUACAGGUUCCCCGGUCUCGACCCUUUCGACUCCUACCCCCAAACUCGACUGCCCCGGGAACGCGUUCAACGUCUAAUUCAUAGUUUCCUGCACAAAAUCGCCUUUCAGUACUAUCCGCUGGACCUGAACGCGACGACAAAUCCGUUUCUUAUCUCGUGGUGGCCGCUGGCUCUGGGCGAUCCGGCUUUGUUCCAUGUCUCCCUGCAGACAGCGUGUCUGGACGAAGAGCUGCUCGCUCAGAAGGGCUUCCAGGCCUCCGAGAUCCUCAUGACCGACUCGGUGUCGCUACUACGCCGGAAGAUUGAAGACCAGUCCCUAGCCGUCCAGGAUGGGACGAUGAACUCGGUUAUCACCCUGGCGGCUAUUGAAUUCGGCAAGGGGAAUAUCGACAUUGCUGGGAUGCAUGUCAACGGGGUCAAGAAAUUGGUUACGCUGCGAGGCGGUAUUAAUGCAGUAAGACAGACCAGCCCUUUGACUGCUCGCAUGAUUAGUUGGGUAUCGAUGCUUGUCAUGGGCCACCCCCAAUUUGACACGCAGGACGAUGUCGGCAUCGGAGAUGGCGUUCCCUCAACUCCCGAAUAUCAAUACGCUUCUUCGACGGACGCUCUUGAGGACGGAGUAGUCGAUUUUGUCAGCAUCAUAAAUGACAAUGUUGAGUACCCAGUCCGGAACGUAUUCAACCGUCUCCGUAAUGUCUUUCAACGUGCGCGUCAUAUACCCUUCCCACCGACCCAUCUACACGACCUGACAUGUUUUGUCAUCCACCGACUGCUUCUUUCGGCCCCUUCCGACUCUACAGAACUGAAUUCUCAAACACCGCCAUCAAUACCAUCCUCUAUAACCGAAUGCGUCCGCUACGCCACCAUCAUCUACAUGUUCAUCAUCCAUGGUCCAACAUACUACUCACACGCGGUCAUUUUGAACACGAUGGUCGUGCGAUUUGUGCAGCAUCUCAAGCUCCUCGAUCUGCCGCCCCACGUCCAUUCCUCUCUGGAUGUCUGGUUCGUAGCAAUUGGGAUGGUCGCUUCCACCGGGACUGACCCCGCCCACUACCAAUGGUUCUUGAAAAGAGCCCGGAUGGUAGCAGGCGCCUUGAAUUUAAAGAGUCGGAGCGACGCAACCGACAAAGUCAAGAGUGUCCUGUGGUUUGACACCCUGCAGGGAGAUACAAUCUUUCGCCCGCACUUGGAUGCGAUCUUCAGCGAUGCAACAGAUAUCCCAGUGCAUCGACUCGAUCUUGCAGUCUGUGUUUCGUCGAGUAGUGCUCGUGAAGGACUAUCGCGAAUAGCACAGUCGUCUGAUAUAUACACAUGACAUGAUGGCAGCCGUUACCUGGAUUCAGGCUGAACUGAAGUGCAGACAGUGGUAUAUGGUUUGGCGAAAAUAUCCAUCCGAGGCGACGGUACCGCCAAGCAGGAGGUCCAGAAAUUUUGGUUUCAAGACUACGGUUCGCCGCUCCGAGGGACUAUCUCUCUAAGGACAUUCGCCACAUCAAGCGCUACUUCUUGGAAAUUCUGACAUGCGAUAGCUGUUUUUAUGCGCGUUGGGAUAAGCAGUAUCUGCCAAGCUCUCGCUCCGCAAUCUCUGACACUGAAACCGGGUGUGAUUGGCAGCUGGGCGGGU